Molecule: messenger RNA, 1655 nt
Organism: Erigeron canadensis
Lineage: Eukaryota; Viridiplantae; Streptophyta; Magnoliopsida; Asterales; Asteraceae
Exons: 7
Coding region: 163-1455 (430 amino acids)
Source: RefSeq, a predicted model, not a curated record
CAUUUAAAUUGCCAAAAAAAAAAAAAAAAAAACAAAACAAAACUGAUUAGUCCUUAAGAUUUACCGCGGUAUUUCAAAUCUACCGUGCUGAUCGUCCAACAUCCUCGCUGGUGUCGUCUUUGGAUUCAGUGACUGGCAUCAGGGUAUGUUGAUCGAGUAAUUAUGGAAAACGAGCCUGGAUCCUGUUAUGGGCAGCAAAUGGCUGCAUAUGCAUCUGAAGAAAUCAAAGAGCCGUUAUUGAGUAAGAAUGUACAAGAUGUUAACGUUUCUUCGGUUUCUGGAUCAUCAGUAGCUGCAACCAAUGCACAAGCACAACUUGUUCGUGAUGAAAUAAAAAGUAAACCUGAAGAUAACCGUCCUCAAGAUAAUAGUUCUGCGUUGGAUCAGAGCAGGAUUCCGAUUUUUCAAGGGCUUAUUGAGAAGGUUAGAAGGACAGUUCGUGGGUCAGCUGAUGACAUUGGAUGGCUACAAUGUACUCCAGAGACGCGCGCUCUUGAAGAUGGGACUGAACGGUUUACUAAUAUUCUUGAAAUUAUCAGGAACGGUGUGCACAUGUUGCCAAACACAAUGGUUUAUCUCUUGGUUCCAGGUCUUUUUAGCAACCAUGGACCGCUUUAUUUUACUAACACGAAGGCAACUUUUUCAAAAAUGGGAUUGACAUGUCACAUUGCAAAGAUUCAUAGCGAGGCAUCAGUAGAAAAGAAUGCUAGAGAAAUAAAAGAUUGCAUCGAAGAGUUCCAUUGGGGUUCCAAAAAGCGUGUUUUUAUUCUGGGUCAUAGUAAAGGGGGAAUAGAUGCAGCUGCUGCUUUAUCAAUGUAUUGGCCAGAUUUGAAAGAUAAAGUUGCGGGGUUGGCUUUAGCACAAAGCCCAUAUGGUGGUAGCCCUAUAGCUUCGGAUAUUUUGAGAGAAGGGCAGAUUGGGGACUAUUUCAACGUUCGAAAACUUAUGGAAAUCUUAAUCUGUAAAGUCAUAAAGGGUGACUUGCAAGCACUCGAAGAUUUGACCUACGAGAAACGGAAGGAAUUCUUAAAGAAACACCCCUUGCCUAAAGAACUCCCAGUUGUUUCAUUUCAUACUGAAGCCAACAUUUCUCCAUCUGUUUUAGCAACACUUACUCGUGUAGCACAUGCAGAGCUUCCAAUGUUUGCUACUUUAUCUGCCCCAAUACUUCCUAUUGUAAUGCCUCUUGGAGCCACAUUGGCCGCCUGCGCUCAGCUGCUACAAACAAGAUAUGGUGAGAAGAGUGAUGGGCUUGUUACACGUAGAGAUGCAGAGGUACCGGGCUCGGUUGUGGUGCAGCCCAAGAGGAAAUUGGACCAUGCAUGGAUGGUUUACUCUUCAACUAAUGAUGACCCUUUAGAGGCAGAUGCUUCUCAAGUAUGUGAGGCCCUACUAACUUUGGUCAUGGAAGUUGGGCUCAGAAAAAAUCAUCUUACUAGCAUCAAAGAUGAAUGAGCCCACGCUGGCAAAAUGGUUGGUUGGGGUUGAGUAACGGGUCACUUCUUCCUUAGAUGUUGUACCAUUUAGAUAGCACAUCACGAAAUGAUUGAUAUGAUUUGACAAUAUGUAAGAACAAAUUGAAGGUUUUUCAAAUCAACCAUACCCAGAUAACCCGACCCAAACCAGAUGGGGUUGUAUGGGUCACCUUAUUCGAA